Messenger RNA from Chanos chanos (milkfish), 1531 nucleotides. RefSeq names its product solute carrier family 25 member 44b (gene slc25a44b). The coding region runs from base 98 to 1069 and encodes 323 amino acids. Gene Ontology annotation, cellular component: mitochondrion. Gene Ontology annotation, biological process: branched-chain amino acid catabolic process; branched-chain amino acid transport. The transcript is spliced from 4 exons. Lineage: Eukaryota; Metazoa; Chordata; Actinopteri; Gonorynchiformes; Chanidae. Gene Ontology annotation, molecular function: branched-chain amino acid transmembrane transporter activity. The record is from RefSeq and is a predicted model, not a curated record.
UUCCUGUAUCCUAUGCUAGUUUCUGCCAGCGAGUACAUACACAUACCACCAAAUGGAGUUUAAAUGACACGCGCUAUGAGGAAAAAGCCUGUGCCAAAUGCCAGGCAACACUGGAAUAAUGCAGCAGAAAAGGAACAUUCAGAUCAUAGAAUGGGAGGAUUUGGACAAACGCAAGUUCUACUCCUUUGGAGUGUUUAUGACUAUGACAAUCCGUGCCACUGUCUAUCCGGCUACGCUCAUCCGCACGAGGCUACAGGUCCAGAGAGGGAAGUCCCUUUACACCGGCACCUAUGACGCCUUCCGGAAGAUUCUGAGAGCAGAGGGGCUGAGGGGCCUUUACCGAGGUUUCAUGGUGAACACAUUCACGCUGAUCUCAGGUCAGGCGUACAUCACCACCUAUGAGCUGGUGAGGAAGUAUGUUUCCUACUACUCCAAAGACAAUACCGUGAAGUCUCUUGUGGCAGGGGGGUCGGCGUCUCUCGUUGCCCAGAGCAUCACUGUACCCAUAGAUGUCAUCUCUCAGCAGCUGAUGAUGCAGGGCCAGGGGGAACAUUUGACGCGGUUCAGGGUCAAACCCAGGGAGGUGUCAGGCACAAAGCACACAGUCACUUUUGGCCAGACCAGAGACGUUAUAGCACAGAUAUUUGCGGCAGACGGCAUCCGUGGGUUCUACAGAGGAUAUGUGGCAUCCCUCCUCACCUACAUCCCCAACAGUGCUGUCUGGUGGCCCUUCUAUCACUUCUAUGCAGAGCAGCUAUCCAAAAUGGCACCAAGUGACUGCCCUCAUCUGAUACUGCAAGCCAUGGCAGGACCACUCGCUGCAGCUACUGCAGCCACAGUCACCAAUCCAAUGGAUGUUGUUAGAGCCAGAGUACAGGUUGAAGGCAGGACCUCCAUCACUGAGACUUUUAAACAGUUAAUUGCAGAAGAAGGAUUCUGGGGUGUGACCAAAGGUCUCUCUGCCCGCAUCAUAUCGUCUGCACCCACAGCAAUAGUCAUGGUCGUCGGUUACGAGACACUGAAAAAGCUCAGUCUUCGCCCAGAGCUAGUGGACUCCAGGCACUGGUAGAUGACGUUGUCAUUUCAACAAUUGUUUCUGAUCCACACUGAUUCUCUUCUGUGUAUCUCAUUCAUAUUAUUUUAUUUUGCCUUUGUAAAACAUUGCUGCCUUGUGACAUUGCAGUGUGAUGUGGAGCCAUUUUACAAUACUGUGUUCUGCUCUAGUGAGGAUUUCAUUUUGCAGAAAUGAAAAGGUGAUUAUUAUCCUGUACAUAUUCAAUUAUGAGCUUUAAAUUUUGGGGGGGGGGAAAGUUUAGUGUAAUAUGUGUAUGAACAUCUGUGAAUGCACUGCUGCUCAGUAUUUUAUUUUGCUGAAACAAAACCCGUGUUUUAAGUGUUUUAAUUUAUUCUGAAGUAGAGUUGUCUGUACAUUUAAGCCAUGAACAGCUGGGCUUUUACCACUCUGUUGACAGUAAAACAGAUAAACAUGUUGACAAUGUGCAAAUGUGACACGAUUUCUCUGAAUACACGC